AUGGUUGAAAGUGUCCUUGACGACAUCUCCCACCGGAGAUAUAACCCCCUCACUGGAGCAUAUGUGCUUGUCUCCCCCCACCGCACCAAGCGUCCCUGGCAAGGCGCCCAGGAAACUCCCUCCAAGACAACACUCCCCGACUACGACGCUACCUGCUACCUAUGCCCAGGUAACCAGCGCGCACAGGGAGAUCACAAUCCCAAAUACGACAAGACCUUUGUCUUCGUAAAUGAUUACAGCGCAGUCAAAGAGGAACAGGCGGCUUACCAGCCAGAAUCCGGAGACGAUGUUGAAUCAUUCUUCCUCCGCGCCGACCCAGUCACUGGGAAAUGCUACGUGCUCACCUUCUCCGCCGCCCACAAUCUGACCCUAGCCGAUCUCACCCCCGCCGAGAUCGUCCCUGUCAUAAGCGCCUGGACAGACAUUUAUAUCGCACACCUGUCGCCCAACUCCCCGCUCGCGGCGGCUGCAUCUAAAAUCACCAUCUCCCCCGACUCCCCCGCUGCAAGCCUCACCAAGCCCAAGGAGCAAUAUCGCUACAUGCAGAUCUUCGAAAACAAAGGCGCGGCCAUGGGCUGCUCAAACCCGCACCCGCACGGCCAGAUCUGGACAACAAGCUCUCUCCCCGAAGAACCAGCCGCGGAAGUCCAGCAGCUGCAAAAGUACCGCCGCGAGCACAGCGGAAGACACAUGCUAGCCGACUACGCCGCGCUCGAGAGCAAGAAACAGGAGCGCGUGGUCUUUGAAAACGAUACGUUCCUGGUCGUCUGCCCCUGGUGGGCCGUGUGGCCAUUUGAGACCAUGAUCGUUAGCAAGACGCACAAGCGUGCCCUUGUUGACCUCAAUGGGAACGAGAAGGCACAGCUCGCUGAGGCGAUUGCCGAGGUGACCAGGCGAUACGAUAACCUUUUUGAAACGCAUUUCCCUUAUAGUAUGGGCAUUCAUCAGGCACCGCUGGAGGGGACGGAGGAAGAGAUUGAGGCGUCGUAUCUGCAUUUGCAUUUCUAUCCGCCGUUGUUGCGGAGUGCGACAGUGAGGAAGUUCCUUGUUGGGUAUGAGUUGAUGGCUGAGCCUCAGCGUGACAUCACACCGGAACAGGCUGCCGCAAGGUUACGGGGUUGUGGGGGCGAGUUGUAUCGGAAGAAGUUGGAUCUCUAA
Aspergillus puulaauensis is the source of this 1158-nucleotide messenger RNA. RefSeq names its product UDP-glucose:hexose-1-phosphate uridylyltransferase (gene GAL7). Gene Ontology annotation, biological process: beta-D-galactose catabolic process via UDP-galactose, Leloir pathway. Gene Ontology annotation, molecular function: zinc ion binding; UDP-glucose:hexose-1-phosphate uridylyltransferase activity. The record is from RefSeq and is a predicted model, not a curated record. NCBI's taxonomy places the organism in Eukaryota, Fungi, Ascomycota, Eurotiomycetes, Eurotiales, Aspergillaceae. The transcript is spliced from 4 exons. Bases 1 to 1158 code for a protein of 385 amino acids. Gene Ontology annotation, cellular component: cytoplasm.